UUGGGAUAACAGCUCCAACAGGGCACAUUCUUUUCUCCUCUUUCCACUCGUUUUCAGGGCCACCUGGAAACUUUGGCUCAGGGCUGGGGGGCGGUGAGGAGCGGUCUCCGAUUCCCAGUCUCUUUCUGUGCACAGCUGCGGAGUUCAGUGAAUUGAACCGCAGUGCUGUUCACUCUGCCACGAACAACCUCUGUUGUAAAUCUUCCUCCCAGAACACGUGACGAUGCAUUUCUUGACUAUAUAUCCCAAGGGCAGCGGCAGAGUUGUCAGAGCACGGAGCCCUGCAGAGAGGAAGGACGCUCUUGGACUUGGCCACUUAGCAACUCAGGACAUCAGAAGAAUCUGCCAGCCUUGGGUAAACCCUGGACGUGUGCGUGGCGCCUCAAUGCUGAAGAUGGAGCCUCUGAACAGCACGCACCCCAGCACCGAAGCCCCCAGCAGCCACCUGGUGUCCCACGUGCCGGGCAGUGAGAGCGGCAACGGCAACGAAUACUUCUACGUUCUGGUUGUCAUGUCCUUCUAUGGCAUUUUCUUGAUUGGAAUCAUGCUGGGCUAUAUGAAAUCUAAGAGGCGGGAGAAGAAGUCCAGCCUCCUGCUGCUGUACAAAGAUGAGGAGAGGCUCUGGGGGGAGGCCAUGAAGCCACUGCCCAUGGUGUCGGGCCUGAGGUCGGUGCAGGUGCCCAUGAUGCUGAACAUGUUGCAGGAGAGUGUGGCGCCCGCCCUGUCCUGCACCCUCUGCUCCAUGGAAGGAGACAGCGUGAGCUCUGAGUCCUCCUCCCCAGACGUGCACCUCACCAUCCAGGAGGAGGGGGCGGAUGAUGAGCUGGGGGAGACUUCAGAGACGCUCCUCAACGAAAGCAGUGAAGGGUCCUCAGAGAACAUCCAUCAGAAUUCCUAGCACCCCCAGGGUCCUGGGAGGCGGCCCCGUCAGCCAGCACCCUUAGAGAGGGGAAGGACACUUUCCGUGUCUGCUUUCACUUCGGCAGGGCAGCUGCCACUUUAAAGAGACCGUUGGCGAGCCCCUGCAUGGGGGCGGUGGGGGACAAGACUCCGUGGGAGUCAGCAGCCAGGAAUCCACGCCGGGCCUGUGGUGUAGACCUGGCCCUGGAAAGCCCCAAAGAUGGGCAGUGUGCACCUUGACUUUGGGGUCUGGGGCUUGGAGUUCCAGUUCCGAAUUUGGCAGGUCUCUGUGCUUGCUGUU
Molecule: messenger RNA, 1201 nt
Organism: Lontra canadensis (Northern American river otter)
Lineage: Eukaryota; Metazoa; Chordata; Mammalia; Carnivora; Mustelidae
Gene: KCNE4
Product: potassium voltage-gated channel subfamily E regulatory subunit 4
Biological process (GO): membrane repolarization during action potential; potassium ion export across plasma membrane; negative regulation of delayed rectifier potassium channel activity
Cellular component (GO): membrane
Molecular function (GO): voltage-gated potassium channel activity involved in ventricular cardiac muscle cell action potential repolarization; potassium channel regulator activity; delayed rectifier potassium channel activity
Source: RefSeq, a predicted model, not a curated record